UUUGAUGUUAUUCUUCUACAUAUUUAUAAUAUUCAUAAAUAAAUAAACAAAACGCAAUAAAAUUGCAUAUUUAUAAAUUAUAUAAUUCCAUUCUGUAUGUGUUAAAUAAUAAAAUAUGUGGAUGUUGAGACAAAAACACAAUAUUGACGUUAGAGUUUUGUUAAAAUGCUUUCAAUGGAAACACCACAACAUCAGGCCAUCUAUGCUCCACUGAGCCAGGCGAUGACAGAUUCUGAUUCUGAAGAAGAAAUUCACAAUUCAACCAAACAUUGUCCGUUGCAACAGUUACAGGAACAACAAAAACAAUUUCUACAGCAACAUCAAAAAGAACAACGACUCGAUUUAAAUAUAUUAAAUACGAAUAAUCGACGCAAUCCACCCACAACGCUUAAUUUGCAGCCAAAAUCGUAUCAGCAAAAUCGUCGUAAAUUGCAAAUUGAACGUCAACGACAGUUGGAAAGAAAUUUAUAUCCCAAUUCAAUAAAAGUGGGACAUACUACAGCAGUGGCAAACGGGGUACAUAAAAAGAGCAGUAUUCAAAAUAAUAGCAUGCAAAAUACAUAUCUACGUUCAGUUAUGAUGUCGGAUAUGGGCAGUAAUGCCGAUGCCAAUGGCGGUCCCUGUGAUGCGACCAAUAAUUUCUCAAGUUUCAACAGUGAUUAUGAUGAACGUAAUCAAACGGAUGCUGAUAAUGUGGCCAUAUUGGGUGGCAGUGAAUCAACCAAAGAUCUUCAGUUGAAUGAGCCAAUGUCACCGGCCCGACGUUGCUGUUUCAUUGCAUCACUUUUGUUGUGUGUUCUUACGGUAAUAAUAUUUGUUUGGGUAAUACCGUGCAGCGAGGACGGCUCGUGUCCGGCCCCAGUUGAUCGUAUAAAAACCCAUAAUUGGUAUAAUAAUUACACUAAAAUCGAACUAAAGGGUGGUGUAAAUAUCGUUAGUGGUCUGCGUAGUUGGGAGAAUAAUUUGAUAUUCUUAUAUCGUGGUGAUGCUUUCUUUCCCGAAUUUCGACCGGACAAUUCGAAGCGUAAUGGUAUUAUAUCGCUAAUUGGUAGCUCAGGAGCAGUUGCUUGGUUUGAUGAGAUGACCGAUGAACCGGUAGCCAUAGAUUGUACUUUACUAGAUGUCGAUCGUAAUGGUCGACCUGAUUGUUUAGUCAUUGAUGAAUAUGGCGAAUUGGGUGCCAUAAAUCCUGUAUCAGGUCAAUGGCAUUGGAAAUUUAAGGAAAGAUCUGUACAUAAAGUUGAUGCACUUGAUUUUCCCGUCAUUUUACCCGACUUGGAUAAUGAUGGUGUUAUGGAUAUUUUGUUGGUCACUAGUGUUACGUUGGAGCAAAGAACUAAACAUUAUAUGCGUAAAGGUGAUGUGGCAAAUAAAAAUGGUCACAGCCUUGAGCAAAGAAAUUUUUUGAGAAUAUUAUCGGGUCGUAGUGGUCAACCCAUAGGUGAUGGGUUCAAAGUUAUAGAAUGUGAUACUUUACGCAAAUUGCAAUUGGAAAAUGCCCAGACAGUUUCCUUCAAUUGUAUACAUAACAAUACGGAGGCUCAACGCUCAAAAACAUUGGCUGAACUGUUUUCUCUAAUAACCAACAAGUCGUUAAUGGGUCAAAAACUUGUGCCUGCUUCAAAAAUUUCACAACAUCGCCACUACGGCCAACGCAAAGAUAUAGAUUCUCAACGUAAUAUUUACUCUCUGAGCGGCCGAGAAUUAGUGGUAGAAAAUCGUGGCAAAUGUCCGGAGGAUUGUAAUGUCACACUUAUUCUGAGUGAAAAUCGCAAUGGCAAAGUUUUUACACUGCGUAAUUUUACUAGCAGUGGCAUGUAUGGCAUGGUACCAGCCCAAUGGCAUUUUAAAAAUACCAAGCCCAAUAUGUCGGGUUUUGUUAUGAAAUUUUGGAAAUGGAAUAUAAGCUCAGAAACAACAAAUACUCAAUCGGCAACAAAUACCAAUAGCAAUCCUCGCGGUAAUGAAACAUUUCAAAAGACACAGACGUCCAAAUCAAAAUCGAAAUCAGUAAAAACUCCUAAAGAUAAUGCAACCAAAUCCUCUUUUAAACAGAAUCACGUACAAAGUAAUUCUCGCGCUAAUAGUGAUCAUAAAAAUGAACGACGACGACGACGUGACUUGACCGACAAUCAAACGACCUAUGAAGAAUUUGAUGCAUUCGAUCAUCUUGUCCAGCGUAGAGAAUCAUAUAAUAUAAAAUUGGAAACGAUGCGCUUUAAGCGAAGUACUUCACCCUCAACAAAUGGUACAAAACAAAAGUCGUCUAGUGGUGCAGGUUUGUUAAUGGAUAAUUAUAAUAUGCAACGCAUAACGGAAACGGUAAUAUUGGUUUUAUUUAUUGGUGCCGAUACACGUAUCGAAAAUACCUCGCAAAGUAAUAUUGUACAAUUUUGUCGCAACGAUCGUAAAGAGGUUGUCUGUCAGCCUGAUCUAAAUAAUCAAGAAAAUUCUAUGCUUAUAGCUGAUCUCGAUCAGGAUGGCUCACAAGAGCUAGUCUCCUACACAUCAACCUUUGUUCAAGCGAAUGAUGAUCCGCAAGAUUGGCGUCUAGUGACGUAUGUGCGUUUGUUGCGUUUACAAUCGGAACUACCAGCCUUUUAUGAGGACGUUAAACACAAUUAGAACGAAUGAAUGGUGGGAUGGAUAGAUAUAGGCAAUCAUUUAAAUACUCUUCUUACUCAUACUUCUUAAUAAUGAAUACUUAAAUAUAACAUACACACACAUUUAUAAAUCAAAAAUAUUUUCCUUUUUUUUGUUUUUAGAUCUAAUAUUACGAAAAGUGAAAAAAAUAAAUAAAAUAAAUCAAGUUUAGUAAAGAUAAAGAAUACAUUUACAAUACAAUAAAAAAAAAUUAAGCAAAAUGUCAUUAAAUAAAUAUUCAACACAUAACAAAACAUUAAAUAGAUAAAUAUAGAAUAUUACAUUGUUUAAUUUAUUAAUAAAACUACUUACAUUUUAUA
This is a messenger RNA of Lucilia cuprina (Australian sheep blowfly), 2963 nucleotides long. RefSeq lists its product as uncharacterized. The transcript is spliced from 3 exons. The coding region runs from base 166 to 2625 and encodes 819 amino acids. The record is from RefSeq and is a predicted model, not a curated record. Lineage: Eukaryota; Metazoa; Arthropoda; Insecta; Diptera; Calliphoridae.